This is a messenger RNA of Porites lobata, 402 nucleotides long. The record is from the annotation of a GenBank genome assembly. Lineage: Eukaryota; Metazoa; Cnidaria; Anthozoa; Scleractinia; Poritidae.
AUGAUAAUAAUUAUAAUUGCUUCCUUUUUUCCUAUAUCAGAAUGUCAGAAUUACGGAAGUCUUAACAGCGGUGACAGAAAGGUUACGUACACUACUCGCGGCUAUAAUUGUGACAGUGGAAUCGGACCUGGUUGGUUUCGUUUUGAGGGGUCCGCCGGUACAAGAAUGCCAACCUCAUGUCCACCUACCGAUAGGUGUAACACCUAUGGAACCGGCUGGAUGAAUGGUGGACACCCCACAGUAGCGGAUGGUCAGGUCAACAGGACGGCGUGUUUUCAUGCUCAUAGUAACUGCUGUUACUUUUCAACAAACAUCAAAGUGAGAAAUUGUGGUUCAUAUUAUGUGUACUAUCUUAGUGGUACGGCAUAUACUUGUAAUCUCCGUUAUUGUGGCACUGACUAA